Molecule: messenger RNA, 420 nt
Organism: Plasmodium cynomolgi strain B
Lineage: Eukaryota; Apicomplexa; Aconoidasida; Haemosporida; Plasmodiidae
Exons: 2
Coding region: 1-420 (139 amino acids)
Source: RefSeq, a predicted model, not a curated record
AUGAUUCCCUUUCUGCUAUACGAAUGCAUAAUUGGACAUAACCAACUGAAUGCCAGUGGAAAUAGCCCCCUCAUGUGGGCCAUACAGAAUAAGCAUUGUGAAGCUGUAAAGGAAGUGCUACUUUUCGACUACCUUUUAUAUAGCGAAGAAUAUACAACAAACGGAUACCAGCUAUGUGCCCAUGUCAAAAAUAAAAUAAACUCGAUGAAUUUUUUCGGGAGCAUUUUCUCUGAUGAUCAUGAUAGCAGCUUGGGCAUUGGCGACAGUAGGAAGGGUAUCGGAGGUGCUACUUUAAACAGCCAGGGAGAAACGUGGGGGAAGCAAAUUCACCUGUAUAAGGAAGCCAACAAAAUCGACUUACUGAAGAAAAACGAAUUCGACAAGAGCAUUCUGUCGGAAGCCUUCAACACCCAGGACUAA